GUAUCAUAAAACGUAGAACUUCUUACGGAGAAGUCAUUACUUUGAAAAUUUUUACCGGAAAUUGUAUGUAAUAGUGUUUGCUUUGACACGUUUGGACGCUGUACCCUGGCAGGUUGACAGUUAUAUCUCCAGAUACGCAGCAGUAAAACCACAUGAAAUGGAAGUCAUGAGCCGUAUUUAGACAACAUUUACCAUAAAUAAGCCGUUUUAAUUCGGUAGCACUUUACCGCGGGGAAUGAGAUGCUGUUUUAACGGUUUUCUGUUCGUGAUGACCGGCUGUCACAGUAUAACUAGAUAGCCUGAAACGCAAUUUUAUUAUUUUUUCAAACCAUUUUUUUCUUUAUUUUCUUUCCGAUGCUGUGAGGAAUUAAUCCAGAUCGUAUGGAGCUGUAAUGUACCACGUCCUCCUCAGACUGUAGCGGACAGGAGACACUUGGCCAGUGAUGGAUAAUGCUCAUACAAAGACGGUGGAGGAGGUUCUGGGCUUCUUUGGGGUGAAUGAAUCUACAGGUCUGAGCUGUGAGCAGCUGAAGAAGAACAGGGAGAGAUGGGGACCCAACGAAUUACCAGCGGAGGAAGGGAAGUCACUCUGGGAGCUGAUUCUAGAACAGUUUGAAGACCUGUUGGUUCGAAUCCUACUGCUGGCUGCAUGCAUCUCAUUUACCCUGGCGUGGUUUGAAGAAGGAGAGGGGACAAUCACAGCCUUUGUCGAACCCUUCGUCAUCCUCCUCAUCCUCAUUGCUAAUGCUAUCGUUGGAGUAUGGCAGGAGCGUAACGCAGAGAAUGCCAUCGAGGCUCUGAAGGAGUACGAGCCGGAGAUGGGCAAGGUGUACCGACAGGACAAGAAGAGCGUCCAGAGAGUCCGAGCCAGAGACAUUGUUCCUGGAGACAUCGUGGAAGUCGCAGUUGGCGAUAAGGUCCCAGCUGACAUCAGGCUGACCUCCAUCCGCUCCACCACACUCAGGGUGGACCAGUCCAUCCUGACGGGGGAGUCUGUGUCGGUGCUGAAACACACCGACCCUGUACCGGACCCCAGAGCCGUCAACCAGGACAAGAAGAACAUGCUGUUCUCUGGCACCAAUAUCGCAGCGGGCCGAGCCAUAGGGGUUGUUGUGGCAACAGGGGUGCAGACGGAGAUCGGGAAAAUCCGAGAUGAGAUGGCCUCCACUGACCCUGAAAGGACUCCACUACAACAGAAAUUAGACCAGUUUGGAGAACAACUGUCUAAGGUCAUCAGUGUGAUCUGUGUGGCCGUGUGGGCCAUCAAUGUGGGACAUUUCAGCGACCCAGUCCACGGAGGCAGCUGGCUGAGAGGAGCUGUUUAUUAUUUCAAGAUUGCCGUCGCACUGGCAGUAGCUGCAAUACCAGAAGGCCUUCCAGCAGUCAUCACCACCUGCCUGGCUCUGGGCACCAGGAGGAUGGCCAGGAAGAACGCCAUCGUCCGCAGCCUGCCUUCAGUGGAGACGCUGGGCUGCACCUCGGUUAUCUGCUCCGAUAAAACGGGAACACUAACUACCAACCAGAUGUCUGUCUGCAGAAUGUUUGUAGUGGACGGUGUGUUGGGGGAACGCUGCAGCCUCAAUGAAUUCACAGUGACUGGAUCUACUUAUGCCCCUGAAGGGGAAGUCUACAAGGAAGGCUCGGUGGUGAAGUGCAGUCAGUUUGAAGGCCUGGUUGAGAUGGCCUCCAUCUGUGCUCUGUGCAAUGACUCAUCGCUGGACUAUAACGAGGCUAAGGGUGUCUACGAGAAGGUUGGCGAGGCAACAGAGACCGCCCUCUGCUGUCUGGUGGAGAAAAUGAAUGUGUUCGACUCCGACCUGGGAGGACUUAGCCUGGCAGAGAGAGCUACAGCCUGCUGUUCUGUGAUCAAGCAGCUGAUGCGAAAGGAGCUGACGCUGGAGUUUUCCAGAGACAGGAAGUCCAUGUCCGUCUUCUGCUCAUCCACUAAACUCUCCAAGUUAGCUUCUGGAUCCAAGAUGUUUGUCAAGGGAGCUCCAGAGAGCGUCCUGGAACGCUGUAAUUACAUCCGGGUCAGCGGCUCGGCUCGUGUGCCUUUGAGCCCGGCAGUCCGAGAGCAGGUCCUGUCCACCGUACGGGAGUGGGGGUCGGGCCGAGACACGCUACGAUGCCUCGCCAUGGCAACCAGGGACACGCCCCCUGACAUCCACUGCCUCAACCUGGAAAACUCGGCGGCUUUUGCAGACUAUGAGUCGGACCUGACCUUCGUUGGCUGCGUGGGAAUGUUGGACCCCCCCAGGAAGGAGGUUCUUGGUGCGGUCCAAAUGUGUCGGCAAGCUGGAAUACGAGUCAUCAUGAUCACAGGUGACAACAAAGGCACGGCCCUGUCUAUCUGCAGGAGGGUGGGCAUCAUCACAGAGCAGGAGGAGGAACAGGAGGGUACCGGGAUAACCGGGGGUCUAACGGGGAGGGAGUUUGACGAGCUGCCUCCUCACCUCCAGCGUCAGGCCUGUCGGACCGUACGUUGCUUCGCCCGGGUGGAACCGGCCCACAAGAGCCGCAUAGUGGAGUACCUGCAGAGCCUCAGUGACAUCACCGCCAUGACUGGCGAUGGGGUGAACGAUGCUCCGGCACUGAAGAAGGCAGAGAUUGGCAUCGCCAUGGGCAGCGGCACGGCGGUGGCGAAGUCAGCGUCUGAGAUGAUCCUGGCCGAUGACAACUUCUCCACCAUCGUGGCCGCCGUAGAGGAGGGCCGGGCUAUUUACAACAACAUGAAGCAGUUCAUCAGAUACCUGAUAUCAUCCAACAUCGGAGAGGUGGUCUGUAUUUUUCUAACAGCGGCCCUGGGCAUGCCUGAAGCUCUGAUCCCAGUCCAGCUGCUGUGGGUCAACCUGGUCACUGAUGGUUUCCCAGCAACCGCUCUGGGCUUCAACCCUCCAGACCUGGACAUAAUGUCUCGUCCUCCCCGCUCCCCCAAAGAGCCUCUUAUCUCCAGCUGGUUGUUCUGUCGCUACCUGAUCAUUGGAUGUUAUGUGGGAGCAGCCACUGUUGGAGCUGCUGCCUGGUGGUUUAUGGCAGCCCAUGAUGGACCAAAACUCUCCUUCUAUCAACUGUCCCAUUAUCUGCAGUGCAGUGAAGGCCAUGCUGAGUUUGCUGGUGUGCAGUGUUCAGUCUUUGAAUCUCCGUACCCAAUGACCAUGGCUCUGUCCGUCCUGGUCACCAUAGAGAUGUGCAACGCCUUGAACAGUCUUUCAGAAAACCAGUCCUUGCUAAAGAUGCCCCCUUGGUCGAACCCCUGGCUGGUGGGAGCCAUAUGCCUAUCCAUGACCCUACACUUCCUGAUUCUAUACGUAGACCCACUUCCAGUGAUAUUCCAGAUACGCCCGCUGUCCUGGCCUCAGUGGGUGGUGGUAUUGAAGAUGUCACUUCCUGUCAUCUUGAUGGAUGAGGCCCUCAAGUUUGUGGCCCGCACAUACAUCGAACCAGGCAGCCAAAUCCAGACUCUAGAAGAAGAAGAAGAGCUGCAGAGGGCAAGGGCCCGCGUGGGAUUGGUCGGCGCGGUGAUAACGAAGAUACAUCAGUCAGUGAAGGGCGUGUCCUGGUCAUUCGUCCUGAUCUCUGCACCACUAGUCAUCUGGAUCUUCAGCUUGGACUCUGAUAUUACCAACAUUUUCUGGGAGUGACUUAGAGAGACUGAGGAAGGGUAGGCACGAGUGAAGAAAGAAAGGGAAAAGAUAGAUGGUGUAUUGGGGAUGAAUCAAUAAGGAAAAGGCAAGGGGAGUCGGAGAAAUGAGGCGUAAGCAAAGGUGAUGAAUACUUUUGUGAUAUACGAGAAUGUAAAGGAUAUGAAGUGAAACACUGAGCCAACAGACAAUCAGAAAAAUCUAAAAGGAAAAAAAGUGCAAAGAAGUUUUAUAUGAUGACUUCUUGAUGAAUUAAGGUGCUGCAUGUAGCUAUUUCCCUUAAAUCAACAUGCGUACUUACACCAUAGUUUAACCCACAUCUUCCUUUUAGAGCUGCACUCUUGGUCCUUUUGUCAUUCCUGCUCUGAUGGAGAUCAUCAGUGGUUCCUUUUUUGGUUUUGCUGUUUACAUUUUCUCAGUAGUUUAGUUUAUUUCGGGCUGACCUGCUUUAAGGCGCUUUUCCACCAGCACCUACUGAACUCGACUCGGUUUAGGUGAUUUUCCAUUCCAGUUGAGUACCACCUCAUUGUGGGUGGAGUCACAAAACACUCACCACCAUCCAGCGGUGGAGUCGAGGCCACUCUCCCUCCCGUUGCUCACCGGUCAGUGCCGUAAACGGCGUCCAUUUGGCUAAACCACUUCCAACACCUCCGGUGUGACCCACUCAGGCCCUUGUGGUCCUCGAUGGUCCGAUAGUCUCUUUUGAGCUUUUUUCGCUUCUCCCGACACUGCUUCAUUGUCCUACUGUAUCCGUGGGUGGUCAUCCACUCAGAAACCUCCUGAGAAACUUUCUGGUUGCAAGUCACACCGUCCAGCUCCCUCUGGAUUCUUUGGUCCGCCACCAAAGACAGAAAAGUCUCUUCAUUCGUCCACGGUACAGGUCUGGUGUGUUGUCACUCCCUGUCCAAUCAGUGUCCUGCACUCUGUAGACGUCACAUUAUCGGCUCCACUCAGCUCGCUGGGAAUGCCGGCCCAGUAGGAACUAAAAUAAUAGCUGGUACCAGGUACUACGUCUUCAUGGAAAACCUCACAAACCCAGUAGAGUUGAGCUGAGUAAGUGCUGUUGGUAAAGUGCCAUUAGACCUUCAGAUGGGUUGGCAUGCUGAGCCUGGACCAUUUUUUUAUUUUGUGUUUGUUUUCUGUUUGGUUGGUUUUACCCUAAUUUCCAAUGGUUUAGACAUAGAAGUCAGUGCUCUGCCAAAAGGCGCUUUUCCACCAGCACCUACUCGACUCGGUUGUUUUCCAUUCCAGUUGAGUACCACCUCAUCGUGGGUGGAGUCAUCAUAGCACGGCGGCCCAGGAGUCCCAUAACGUCAUUUGUGUGCGACACAACAAUGGAGGACAUGGAGACAAUGGUAUACCCACUGCUCCAUCUAUGGCUUUUUUAUUUUGCCAAGUUCUGUGAAGAGCAAUGCACACCAUCGCUGUUGCCAGACUUCACAAACCGAGUAGAGUCAAGCCGAGUAGAUGCUAGUAGAAAAGUGCCAUUAGAGAUCUGAACAGGGUUGCACCGGUGAAACUGUCCAUCUAUACAGGAAUGCAAUCCACAGGGAGGUAGCGUUACCUCGCAAGUUAAAGCAUGGCUUCCAAAAAUUACUUUUUUUGGAGGCAACAACUAUAUAAGCUUGCCUGACAAUCCUUUGUAACUUUGCUUUAUCCGUACAUGAAUAUAGAGAGGAAUACACGUCCGAACAAGCUUAACGUUUUGUAGGUUUUUUUUCCAGUGUACUUCCUAAUUUAACUGUGUUUUGUCAGUGAUUGUGGGGUCAGAUGUGUCCAACAUAUUCCAUUCAUUUUUAUGUUUUCAAUGUUAUGAAAAUGGCUCAAAUAUAAGCUAAGCUAAUGUUCCAUCAGUUAGCAGCUGCUCCACCUAAAUGUUCAGUAACAGCCACUCUCUACAGAAAAAAAGUAAUUUUAGUGGUCCAACCUAUUUCACUUUCUUACUCCAGAAGUCCCUACAUUAUACAGCGAACACUAAAACCACUGUCAGGUGAGGAGAAGAACACUAAUCAUCUGGUUUCAGUGGGAAAACCUCGGGUCUUGAUGUUCAUGCUAGAUUGGCAGCACAAGAGAAACCCAUACAAUAUUUUACAUGUGGUUUUAAUUUUAUGGUUGAUCAGUUAUUUAUUUUUUUUAUUUGUGUAUUUAUUUGAUCAGGGACCAUGCAAUUAACAUAGAAAACAUCUGAGGUCUUGCAUAUAGAGCGUAUAGCAUUAAGCUAAUCUUCAACUCCUGUCCCUGGUUGGGCUUUUCAGUGAAAGUAGACAAAGGACUAACAACACCGAUAAAAACAGAACAGACCACAUUAUAAACUACAUAAUGACGCAAUCCACAGUCAGUCGGACCUUCUAGAUGUCAUAGGCGGGUACAUUCUUGUUUUUCUUUCAGCCUAUACUUAGUAAAGGUUUAGUUUAAGUCUAUAUGUGAACUUAGGAAAAGUGUAAGGGUAAAGGGAAUGGUAAAUACUAUAAAAUAAAAAGACAAACAUUUGAUAAAAGUCAGAAAAGGAUUUGUGUAGUAGAAAUAUGUUAAUUUUCACCUUGAGACACUUUAGUGGGACCUGGUGUAGAUGUUUAUUGAAGUGAUUAAUAAGUGUAAUAAUGGUAAAAUGCUACACAUAGCACCUUUUAGGACAACGUUUCUAUACACAUACACCAGCUUUAUAUCUACAGUGUCAUCUACCAGUAAUAAUAUGCGCUUAGUUAAUAAUAUGUACAGCAGAAUCUCCCAUCUGAAAGCCUUAACAGUCUUUAUGCUGUCAUCUAUUCAGUCACAUUACUGUUAAAACUUUUCAUCGUGACUUUCCACAGGGCUACAGUGAGGACUGAACUAGUAAAGGAAGACUAGUAGCAGACCGUUUUCACAUGUAUCUUACUGCACAUUACACAUUUCAAAAUCAAACUUUACAUGACCUUUAGACAUCCUGAGGUUCCACAGAUUAGAGCUUUCUGAGGCCCUGUCCAGUGCAUUGAAAUAUUGAUGUUUAAGUUGUUGUUUUUCUAUCCUUUACUUCUGUUCUCCCUGACAGAAGCGGCCUCUGUGUCAGUGGAAUGGAGAUUAUAAUGGAAGCAGGAUAUCAUUUAAUGACCGGAGCUUUUAUUCUGCAUAAAUUCCCAAUGAUAUCCUGUCACAAGUCACACAGUAGACGUGACCGUGAGCGAGUGUUUCCUUUAAAUGUGAUUUUGUGCUGUCUGAGGUCAUUGUGAGGUCUCACCUGGUUUGCCACUGAAAGGAUUUUUUAUUUGUUUGUUGAGAAUAAAGUCACAGUAAGGUUCCUCUUGGCUGGUGAAGUGACAUCCAGCCGUCAGACUUCAGUGAACUGAAGCCUUAACACAAUGUUUGUUUUCAAAAUUCCAACUUUGCUCUGAAUAUUGACUUUUUUUGUAUAAUGGCAAGCUAAUUGUUUUAAUAUGACUUUUUCAGAUUUAUUUCUUCUUUGUAAAACUGCAACUAUCUUGUCAUGUUGACAUUGUUUUCAGAAUUCCACCCGUAUUCUUAUAAUAUUCUUUAUUCCUGAAAGUGUAAAACUUCCACUUAUGUUCCAUUGUUUUCCUAUAAGGAGCCAUUUGCUCUUUAAGAUACCAUUUAUUAAUGCAUUUGUUUUGUUUUAGUGAAACCUUGGUAUUUAUUUGUUGAAUUUAAUUUGCAUUGAUUUGCAAAAAAUUUGUUUUUUAAUACCGCUAAGGCAGAAGAAACGCCUGUAGAUGCACUGAGUAGAAAAUACUUUUGAAUUAUUUAUUUCUAUUUUAUUUAUUUGCAUUGUCAUGCUGAAGUUUGUUCACACCAUUUGUCCUUUAUUAUUAUUAUUUAAUGCUGAUGCCCAUGUUCUUAGAAAUAGAAUGAGAGUUUUUAGAGCCCCACAUAGAUGGUACUGUACUGGUUUCCUGUUUAAACAAAGACUAAAUUGAAGAAUUACAUAACUAUGUAGCCAAAGUUUUUCCGUCUUUCUGUUUUCUGCACCGCUGCCACAGAUAUUCACAGUGAAGUGUCACUUUGGUUGGUUUUCUUUUUGACUUUUCUUUUUGUUUACUCUGCAGGCGAUAGGUGAUGCUACAGGAUGAAAACAAUAAAAUGGUUCAGCGUUUGA
This is a messenger RNA of Amphiprion ocellaris (clown anemonefish), 7728 nucleotides long. RefSeq names its product sarcoplasmic/endoplasmic reticulum calcium ATPase 2. Gene Ontology annotation, cellular component: membrane. Gene Ontology annotation, molecular function: ATP hydrolysis activity; ATP binding; P-type calcium transporter activity. The transcript is spliced from 24 exons. Bases 444 to 3641 code for a protein of 1065 amino acids. The record is from RefSeq and is a predicted model, not a curated record. NCBI's taxonomy places the organism in Eukaryota, Metazoa, Chordata, Actinopteri, Pomacentridae. Gene Ontology annotation, biological process: intracellular calcium ion homeostasis; calcium ion transmembrane transport.